AUGGGCGUAGUCAACGUAGUUCCCGGCUACAAAUGGGCGCAGAUGACGUUAAAAUCAGUCAUCAAAAUGCAUGUCGCCAAAAACGCCGGCAUGGCCGCUCUCAGGCUUCUCUCUGCUUCUCGUUUUGAAAAAUCGAAAAGAAUCUGGAGUGAUCUGGAGAUUGGCGACUUUUGAAGGAAGUUCAUGCAUGCAAUGACCGUUAGAAGAGACACAAGAAAAAGAAAACGGUGUGUCGCCGGUCCUACUUUAAAUCUGCACUUAGAUCAAGUGCAAGGAUGUAUAUCGAUGAUAACGCGGAAAUCGUGCCGCGAGACUUCAUCGUGUGCGAAUUCUAUGGAGUGGAGACUUGCUUCUGCUGGAAUGUCAACCACUCAAAGCUCGUAAUGUUUCCGUACAUGGCGGAUGACAGCUCGGCGCGCAACGUCCGAGUAUUCACGACGCCAGCUCCUGUCAGGCAAGUCCAGUGCUUCGACGGCAGAGUUUUUGUUCUCUGCGCUCCGCGAGGUGUCUACAAACUGGCGCGCGGCGGUGUAUUUGCCGUGUUGAGUAAGAACGCCCUGGGAAUGGGCGCUGAGUUCUACGAGGUGCUCGUCCCCAAGGAGAAUCACAUCAAACUCUCCAACAAACAGAGUAAAGACUCCAGAUCGUUGUUCAAAUAUCCCACUGCGUCGAACACGACCGAAGAGGUGCAUUCCCUUCCUCUGAUCCCUGCAAACACUGAGGAGCGGUUCCUUGAAUGUUUCACGGAUGACCAGCAAGAGAAGAGAAAUAUUUGUGUGAUUGGAUAUGGUAGAAAGUUGUUCGUUUGGACUGGAAAUAGUGUACAUUUGAUUUAUGCCGAUAUAGCUGGUAUUAUUUCGCGUAUCAUGCCUGUUAUGCGAGGAAACAAGAUAGCUGGCGUACUACUCCUUGUUAAUAUGGACACAGUGAUUCUGAUGCACAGUAGAGAUUGUAACCUGGUCUUUCAGAAGAUAUGGCUGGGAAGAAACAUUAGGUGCACCUCUACACUUUGCGCCAGUUUCUGUACAGAGUCUGAGGAUAUCUUAUGGAUUGUGUACUGUGAUCUGUCUAAACUGUAUUAUAUGAGAAAGGAGCUCUCCACAGAUAAUGUUGAAGAGGCAAAAAUAGAACAAAAGACAUUUACAUGUAUGCAAUAUUAUAAAUCAAAUAUAAUUUUAGGCUUGUUAGAUAAUAGAGAAUUAAUUGAACUUUCCGUGGAGACACUGAAGAAUUCUCUGUCAAUUAACAACAGCGUUGAACUUCGUGCUGAUAUGUUCCAAAAUACAAACCUCAUUAUGGAAAGGAUUUGUGAUAAAGUGAAAGAAUUAGAUAAACUGUAUGAGAAGUUGACAGACGAACAAGAUAAAUUAAGGAAAAUAAAUAUGUAUGCUUAUAAUAAAAAACUAGAAGCAAAUCCUCAAAUUGAGAUAUGUAGGUUAUGGAAUUGUACUUAUCUUACUUUAAAUAUACCUGAGAAAUUGCCAAAGAAUAGCUAUGUAGUGUUCACUCUUAACAUUGAUUAUCAAAGUACAUUCUGUAUGAAGAAAGUGACAGAAACAACAUUUACGGUAAAAAUGCCUGUGAAUGAAAGAAAAGCACUAUGUUCUUCGACUGUUAACAUGGAUAUGAUUACAUUAGUGAAUAAAGAAAUUCCAUGGUGUAUCAUACAAAACUUUAUAACUUGUCCACCACAAAAGGAAGCAAGAAAAAGGUCAAAAAAGGAGCAAGAUAAGAUAGAUUUUAUAGAAACUAAAAUAGCAUUAUUGCGAAGUUUAAUAGAAAAAGGUUUGGAUAUGACUAAAUUGAGUGAAAUUAAAAAAACGGUACGAAAAAAAUUAAAAUCUUGAUAAAGAUAAUUGCAAAUUAAGUCACGUGAUAUAUCAUAAAUCUAUAAAACAUAUUUAUCACUUAUUUUCUACAUUGUAUCGGAUAAUUAAUUUCUCUCUGGUUUCAUAUUGAAGUUUCAUCCCUUUAGAGUUAUAUAAUAUUCUGUUGUGUCACUUUGAGAUAUACAGUAUACUAAUUAUA
This is a messenger RNA of Harpegnathos saltator (Jerdon's jumping ant), 2028 nucleotides long. RefSeq lists its product as hypothetical. Lineage: Eukaryota; Metazoa; Arthropoda; Insecta; Hymenoptera; Formicidae. Bases 276 to 1847 code for a protein of 523 amino acids. The transcript has a single exon. The record is from RefSeq and is a predicted model, not a curated record.